AUGAUCAGAACCGGCACCAGGCGGAUCCUCGCAUUAGGCAUUGAGGGAAGUGCAAAUAAAAUAGGGGUGGGAAUUGUGGAUGAGGCGGGCAAUGUGCUCUCGAACGAGCGCGAGACGUACAUCACCCCUGCUGGGACUGGCUUUUUGCCGCGGGAAACGGCACAGCACCACACGACGCACAUCCUGCGCCUGGUGCAGGCCGCUUUUGAAACCGCGCAGGUGCGUCCCUCUGAUAUCAGCGUCAUCUGCUACACUAAGGGACCAGGCAUGGGGGCGCCACUCGCGGUAUGUUGCACGGUUGCCAAAACUCUCUCGUUGUUGUGGUCUGUCCCACUGGUUGGUGUGAAUCACUGCAUCGGGCACAUUGAGAUGGGGCGUGUUGUAACGGGGAGUAAUAAUCCAGUGGUACUGUACGUGAGUGGGGGCAAUACACA
Messenger RNA from Trypanosoma cruzi, 434 nucleotides. RefSeq names its product O-sialoglycoprotein endopeptidase, putative. The record is from RefSeq and is a predicted model, not a curated record. The annotation marks the transcript as partial. Lineage: Eukaryota; Euglenozoa; Kinetoplastea; Trypanosomatida; Trypanosomatidae. Gene Ontology annotation, cellular component: cytoplasm; EKC/KEOPS complex. The transcript has a single exon.